This is a messenger RNA of Cylas formicarius (sweet potato weevil), 3942 nucleotides long. RefSeq names its product protein trachealess (gene trh). The record is from RefSeq and is a predicted model, not a curated record. The transcript is spliced from 13 exons. Bases 80 to 2716 code for a protein of 878 amino acids. Gene Ontology annotation, molecular function: DNA-binding transcription factor activity, RNA polymerase II-specific; RNA polymerase II transcription regulatory region sequence-specific DNA binding; protein dimerization activity. Gene Ontology annotation, biological process: regulation of transcription by RNA polymerase II. Lineage: Eukaryota; Metazoa; Arthropoda; Insecta; Coleoptera; Brentidae.
UUGUCUUCGACCGCCUCACCGGUGUCGCCGCUCUGCUAAUGACAAUCGUCGAGAGUGCACGUGAGUGUCCUAGUGGCCUAUGCACCCUAGUGCGUCUGUGAGUUCCCGGUGCGGCUUCGAGCUGGAUCAUCCGGGAGGUUUCGGCUCAUCGCCCUGGGCCGCCGUCCUCGGGCACCACCACACGGCGGCGGCUGCAGCGGCAGCGGCUUCGAUCAUGCAAACCGGGGAACACCACGCGUACGGUGCACCGCACCACCCCGCCACGCCGAUGGAUUUGCACAUGCCCCAAGCUUUCCCCUAUUACCGAUACCGGGACGACACGCUAUGCUGGACUGACAGGAAACCCUCGGUUGAGGAUGUCGGGAAUCCUUCGUCGGUCAACGCGCGCAUUCUAGAAUUGAGGAAGGAAAAAAGCAGAGAUGCCGCCCGGUCUAGAAGGGGGAAAGAAAACUUUGAGUUCUAUGAACUCGCGAAAAUGCUUCCGUUGCCUGCCGCAAUCACCUCUCAAUUAGAUAAAGCUAGUAUUAUUAGACUGACGAUCUCGUAUCUUAAAUUAAGAGACUUCUCUGGACACGGAGAACCGCCAUGGAGUAGGGACGGGCCACCUCCGAACAAAACCUUAAAAGCCAGUAGGCGAUCUUCUUCUAUAUCCGAAAUUUUCGAACAACAUCAGGGAACGCACAUACUGCAGUCUUUAGAUGGAUUCGCCUUAGCUAUAGCGGCGGACGGUAGAUUUUUGUACAUUUCGGAAACUGUUUCAAUAUACUUAGGACUUUCGCAGGUCGAAAUGACGGGCAGUAGUAUAUUCGAUUACAUACAUCACCAAGAUCAUUCGGAAAUAGCUGAGCAACUAGGUUUAGGUUUAUCACAGGGGCAGAAUCUGGCGUCGCCUGGAAGUGGUUCCGAGGAAAGCGGUUCCACCGCCGGCACGAACAACCCCGAUGUUUCCACUGUAAUGUCAUUAGGAACGAAUCCACCUUAUAAGGGACUAGAUAGGGCGUUUUGUAUUAGGAUGAAAUCAACUUUAACGAAACGAGGCUGUCAUUUUAAAUCAUCAGGUUACAGGGUGGUAUUAAUGCUAUGUAGAUUAAGGCCCCAAUACACGUUUUCCCACUCCCGAAAAUCGCAGCCGCCAUUGCUAGGGAUGGUCGCGCUAGCAAUAGCACUCCCUCCACCGAGCGUCCACGAAAUACGAUUAGAGUCCGACAUGUUCGUCACUAGAAUUAAUUUCGAUUUUAAAAUAGCCCAUUGCGAACCGAAAGUAAUGGAACUUUUGGAUUACUCGCCCGAGGAGUUGACGGGAAGGAACCUUUAUUCCUUAUGCCACGGCGAGGACGCUAAUAAGUUAAGAAAAUGUCAUAUAGAUCUAAUAAAUAAGGGCCAAGUGUUGACGCACUACUACAGGAUAAUGAACAAGAACGGGGGGUACACGUGGGUGCAGACGUGCGCCACUGUCGUGUGCAACACCAAAAAUGCCGACGAACAAAAUAUCAUUUGCGUGAACUACGUGAUCAGCGGCCGCGAAUAUGAGAAUCUAAUAAUGGACUGCUGCCAACUCGAAGACAAUUCGCACAUGGUGAAGCGGGAAGAGGCUAACAGCAACGACCCGGAGAACGGCUCUCCAGACGCGGACCCUGGAGACGACCGCAACAGCGGAGGUCCGCCCAAUCCGCCUCAAGACUCGACUCAAGACAUCGAAGACGCACCAUGUGCAGGCACAGGCCACAACACGGAUUCCGGAACUACUAACAAAAGCGAUUCGAACGAUUUGCGGACGCGACGUUUAGACCAGACAUCCCAAUUACAAUCGACGACCACCCAAAGCGAACAAAGGAAAAUUAACACCCCCAUGAGACGCGCGUUGAAACGAAAGAACACGUCAUCGGAUGAAAACGAAGAAGAGGCCCAACCGAAUGUGGUCAUGAGUCCCGCGUCAUCUUGUCAUUCGUCAACGGCUACACAUGCUGUAGUAUCGACUGCCGAGUCCACCGGGAACAGUCCGAAGAAGCUGGACGACGGGUCGGUAGCUGGGGGAGCUUCCGUCAAAGACUUGGAGAACGCCAUGUCGAAACACUUGCCGUCGUGCAAGUCGCCUCCUCAUCAACCUACGGAUUUCAGUACCGAUGCGCUACUGAAGCAGCAACAAAGAACGACGAUUCAAUGGAUAGGAGCUCAUCACCAGCAGCUUCAGCAGCAAGGGCCACUUCCGGCUUCCGCGCUGCUCAGGCAAUUGUACGCCAACAGGGAGAGCGUUAUCAGGGCGAACGUACACGGCAUUACCAGCGCUAGUGGGCGAUCUAGUAGCUCUUCCGGAUAUUACCCGAAUGACAGCCAAGUCGGAGUCGGUCCCCUGCCCACACCUCCCGGUAGCGAGGGUUCGUCUUCGUACGGCGAACAUCAAUUUCUGCUCUCACAACACCAAAAUUACCCCACGGGAUAUUCGAUGGAUUAUCAUUCAGCGAUGACGCCUCCGUCCAGUGUGUCUCCCCGUGACAAACAUCAACAAAUUCACGGAGGCGUGGCCUUCGAGUCCGCGGUACCCUAUCAGGAUGUGCUAAGGCAGUACCCAGAUAGUCCGCUGCCAUUAAAACCCCAAGUAUAUUCCUACGUGGAUCAACCUCAGUUCUAUCAUCACGGCGCCACCGGAGCCGGAUUUCAUCUCUAUCACCCCAGCAAAGGCACGGGAGCACCCACGAACUGGUACUCAUCGUCAUAGUUAAAUGUUCACGUCAUUGGCAAUAGGUUUGUUCCCAUCAAUUUGUUGGCCGUUUUAAAAAUACAAUUUUCAUCGCUCGUCUCUUCUGGCAGUUCGAAGACAAUACUCAAUUAACAAAAACCAUUAUUUGGAACCGGUAUACGAAGAUUCAUUAUUUAUCGAUAACGCGUGCGCAACUUUGUUGGAACAAACCUAUUCCGUGCUAUUUAAUUACUGACUCUUUGUUAUUUAAUUUUUACAUUGUUGCGAGGCAUUUAAUUUCAUAGAGGUAGUUAGUUUUUCCGGAAUCUUUUUUUUUAUUUCAAUGCGGACGAUAUUUUUUGUUUUACCGUUUCGCAUUCAACUAUUUUUAAACCAAAGAAAAUAAUACGAAAUAACAAAUUAUUUUCGGACACCCACUUAAUGGAACAAAGCUUUUGUAGUACACCAAGUGACUUAGUCGAUGUUAUUUUGUAUUAUUGAGCUUAUUCACAGUCACUUAUUUUUUAAGUAUGUCGGAAAUUACUGCAAUACGCAAAAUAAGCGAUAUAAUGUUAAAUCCGAUUGAUAGCUGUAUUAUACGGUGUGAAUCAAAAGUGACGCAAGCUAAAGUUGAUACGAAUACAGUACAACCGCGCUUAUCCAGAAAUGGUAGACUUCGGCGUAUGUGCUUAUACUUUCAUUUUAAUUUUGCAUCGGUGUCAUUCUUAAAUAUCUGAAUAGGCGCGCCGUUACUGUGUUUGCAUUUGUAAAUAGUAUAUCAGUAUAUAUUAGCCAGAUACUUGUAUGUAUGUUAUUUUCUGUUGAGCAUUGGAUAAAAAACUUAGAAAGUUUAAUAGUUAUGAGGAAGGACUACCAAAAUCAGUGUUUCGCAGAGUGUACCGAUUACCGAAAUCAGACAAUGCUCGACUAUAUCACGAUAAAAAAAAGGUGCUGACAAUGUAAGAAUGUGAUAUUCUUUUAUAAUUUUGUUACUUUACUUGUUCCAAUACGUUAACAUUUUGAACUAUGUUGUCGCAUGAUGUUCAGUACAAAAACUUUCGUAGCUUUACUAUAAGUAGAAUACAUAUUAUUUAUGUGCAAUAUAUACUUAAAUUGUCUUAUAUGUUUCGACUAUAUUUUGGUAUUAGCAAUGUAACUUUGAAUGUGGUUAAUUUUCGCAAAAUCAACAUUUUUUUAUAACUAUGAAAUUACCGGUCCCAUCGAAAAAUGUAAAUUUGGCAUCACAUCUGAAUCUGCUGAAAUUU